This is a messenger RNA of Triplophysa rosa, 530 nucleotides long. RefSeq names its product L-rhamnose-binding lectin CSL1-like. Bases 51 to 530 code for a protein of 159 amino acids. NCBI's taxonomy places the organism in Eukaryota, Metazoa, Chordata, Actinopteri, Cypriniformes, Nemacheilidae. The transcript is spliced from 7 exons. Gene Ontology annotation, molecular function: carbohydrate binding. The record is from RefSeq and is a predicted model, not a curated record.
AGUUUAAUUGUUUUAACGUUUGAGAUUUUCAAUGUGUUUCUUCCACAGAAAUGGCUCAGACUCUAUAUUUCAAUAUUCUUGUCAUUGCUCUCUGUUCAAUAUCUGAAUGCAUUGGGCUGAGAUUCAUCUGCUACAAUGGUGUACCAUCAAAGGUUGUAGUUACCUGUGAAUCACAAACUGCCUUCCUCAGCUGUGAUCAGGGAAGUAUAAAAGUCCUUUCAGCCAAUUAUGGGCGUACAGACCGACAGACCUGCUCUGCUGGAAGGCCAUAUAACCAGCUCUCAAAUGUUCGCUGCACUCAGAGUACGUCCCUACGUGUGGUUGCCAUUAGAUGUGAUGGAAAAACUAGUUGUUCCAUUGUUGCGGGGAAUGCAGCUUUCACAGAUCCUUGUUAUGGAACUUAUAAAUACCUGACUGUGUCUUACAAGUGUGUUGCACCUCCACCACCAUCACCACGUGUACCAUCAAAGGUUGUAGUUACCUGUGAAUCACAAACUGCCUUCCUCAGCUGUGGAUUGAUGACUGGGUGA